GUACAGACAGCGGUGAAUGCAUAGACUACCUUGAAUCGCGUCCGCCUUUCGGCAAGAUGUUUACCCAUACCAGAAGAGCCGUUUGAGAACCAUCGGAUCAGGACGAUACUACGGUCAACCCUGAAGACGAAGCGGUGAAUUCAAAGGCUUCGCACUAAUUGCUUUUUGGAAGACUAGCAAGUGUCUACUUCCUCUACAUAUAAAUAGAAUGGGUGGAUGGAUCUCAAAUUCUCCUAUUUGUACACUUUUACGAUAAUUUUCUUUGGACCAGAAUGUCGAACAGCACUCAUGUGAUGAGCGCGACAAAUGAUGCCAUCCGGUGGGAGAAUAAGUUUUGCCUCUUCGCGCAAGUACCGAGUAUGGAAGAGAUGAAGAGAGAAGUGGCGAACAUUACCUGCCAGAUGCAAUCAGUCUACCUAGAGGAUGACUCGUUACCGUUGACGCGACAUUCAAUAUCGGAUAGACGGGUUGCUAUGUAUAAGGAGGACGACCAACCGGCUAUUGAACGAAAAAGAAAAUUCAAUACGUUAGGUGGGGCUAUCCAGCAACCGUCAAAUGCGUCUACGUACGACGACCAGACCUGGUUACUGAGGUCAAAUACAAUCGACAAAAUGAAUCAAAUCAGCGCCAGUUUGCCGCGCGAGGAGCAAAUCUCCGAGGUGUUCAAUUUUAAUGGUAGACAGUUUAGACAAACUUACAAACGGCGUGUAAGUCUGGAGCGAAAAACUACCAGGGAGGUCUUUCUCCUACCUGCAAGUUCGACGGAUGGUCGUCCUGAUCCUACACAAAAUGAGGUAUCCGAAUUCGUUUCACCGUCUUUUCUUCAAUCUGAGCAAACAAACCACGAAUUUUCAAAGCCGGUGUUCAACCCAAGACCCUUACUGGAUUUGUCCGUGAUGCACUGCCCGCCAAAACCGGAUCAUGAGGACUGUUGCAUCACGCCCACACUUGUACUACACCCCACUUCGAAAUAUCCUAGAGAGAGGUCAAUUAAUUCGUUGCAGUCUUCACCGUCUUCACAACUGCACACGAUCCAUCUUCUCUCGGGGGCUAUGAAUACUGUUUGUCCUUCGUCCAAUCAUCCCGGUAGAAGCAAUGCUACUAAUAACGUUUCGACACAAGACAACAGCAUGAACAGUGCACUUCUUCACCCACUGCGGAAUGUUGUUGAUUCCGUUCGGAAGCGCUUCAACAAACAUCACAGAAGUGCGAAAUCAGUAGAUUGGAAAAUUCCAGUGAAUAACGAUCAGCGGUUGCAAAGUGGUAUCUCGUGUGAAUUACCAGAAGCCAAUUCAGGAAUGGUUAAACAUGGAUCUGAUGACAAGGACCUUGUGAAAGUUAGUGGAAUCUUCGGGUACAUGUAUCAGUUUGGCAUAUGGGAUGCUCAGUCACCAAUACUGGAUCCCCGUCUACCAAUUACGGAUGAAACAGCCGAAACUACAUGGACUGUGAAGGCAAGGUGUCCGGAAUGGCAUCACGCCGAAGUUUGUUUGGAUUCCACUAGCAUGACACCCGGGGACCGUGAACCACUCGUUCGUGGACGCAUUGUGGCAUGUUUACAGCGCUUCACACAACACAACCCAGCUAGUGGACAAAGUUUACAUCGAAGUACCUAUGUUCAACAAACCAGAUUGUUUCGACAGCGUGACAGACAAGUUACUACAAUGAACGCCGACAAAUCAUCAAUUAAAGAUAUCAAACUUUGCUCGGGAUUGGAUGAAAAUGUUAAAAAUGGCACAACAACCAAGCAUUUGGGACCACUGGACGAUACGGAAAGUGGCCAUGCUUUCUCACAGUCCAGAGCAAACCCGGUAGGUUGUGCAAAUAGCGCAGAAGUUCCAGAGUCAAAAGCGAGCAAAGGGAAUCACCAACCCGCACGAUGUAGUCCCGAACGACUCCAGCUGUUGCAAUCUAUCUGUCCGUCUGCCGCAGCUGCAAAUACUUUACUAGGUCAUCGGCUCACUAAACAACGUAUUUCUCUCUUGGAAACCGACUCGGAGGAGGAUGGAAUGGAGUCAAAGUCAAGUAACUUUGAUUACCCUCUGGUCACCGCGACAACCUGGUGUCCACCCGCAUUCAUCACCAGAGAUCCCUCUCCCUAUUUGGUUUUCCAACGAAGUUGCGAAGAACCCAGGCCCUCAUCAAAACACAUGAAGACGAAGAUGUUGACCGCCGUGCCACAAUUGCUUAUCCGUGGUGGAACUUUGGACGGAUUGCUGGCUUACACUCUCCAAUCAUUGAUGCAGAGACCAAGUGCUUCACCGUGGGACAGCCUGUUUCAUCACGUUUUUCGCGUCACUUAUCCAACUUUCACUACGUCGGAACGAGUAGUUGAGAAGCUCAUCCAAUUCUACGUUGCAUGGGCACCAGUGGAGCCCGGUUGCCAGAGCACUAAUUGGAACGAAGCUUUAUUGGCUGCCAACUUUUUGGUUACUGUUGCAAAGGAAUUACAUCCAGAUCAAUUGACCACGCGACUCGUUCUUCGACUGGCGCGAUUUGCUCGUUUGCUCAUACUGGAUGGGUUGGAACGCGAAAAGCACCAUACAGAUACAGAAGACUCACCACAACACAAUACAGUUAAUAACACGGCCACCACUCGUCUAAAACCAUACUUCACUGAGCACAAAAGCUUGGCUGAUGCCUUAUUUGAAAGCAUUCCACUUGUAUCUGCGGCUGCUCAACUUCGUGAGAGAAUGAGCCUUUCAAUUACCACCGCAUCAGCAAGAGUCCAACGAAGUAAUGGGUCCAUGAGGGUUGAAAGUGAGAAACUGUACAAGACCAGCAAUCAUAGAAAUAAGGCGUCAUUGUUACCGGAGCUACGAAAUGAGACGUCUGAUACCGUUGGCACGUUAUCUCCAAACAAAGGUAUCCACAACGAAGUUUUCACUAACCUCAGCUGCGCUUUGAAACGAACAGAACAGCUCGUUAGAUGUGAUUCACAAUUAUUGGCCAGAGAAAUUACUCGAAUGGAAGAGGAAAUGUUUUCUCAGAUAAAUUUCCAUGAAUUUCUUGACAUUCAUCGACUGGAACGGGGAGAAUCACCGACAUUGAGUCGUUGUGUGGAGCACUUCAAUCGAACAACCAGCUGGGCACGGAGCUUGCUGUUUGUGCUUGGUCCAGCGCUUGGACAGUGGUUGUCUUCUACAUACACCAUUGGCCCGACAGGGAGAAUGCGUGAUGUAAGCAACCACAGGAUUACGUGUCAACAGAGCAUUUUACCAAUGAGUUGCAGCCAAAAUAUUGACAAGUACCGAGAUGCAAACGAAGAGAGGAGUCCGUAUUUUUUCGACGUGCCGGAUUUUAAUACUCUGGUCGCUUCAAAGAUUGGCAAGGAAACAGAGUCUAACAGUCAAACCUCUGUCGGAUCAGAUCUUAUGUGUGCAAGGGAAGCCGGAACAAGUGUUUCGAAAAGGAAUGUUCUUCCGAUACAUGCUAAAUGUUAUGUGAACAUAAUAUUUGGAAAACUAUGUGAUAUUUUGAAGCAUCUGAAAGCGCUGAAAAACUUCAGCUCACUUCUUGCGCUUCUUCUGGCAGUGCAACAAGUACCAGAGUGUAUGUUGUCUAGAAGGUCAAAAAUGCUGGUGUCGAAGUUUUCUUCGUACAUGAAACCACCUACGUUCGCCGAGUACCGACGGGAUUUGGAGGGUUCCUCUCUACCUUGUCUGCCAUAUUUGGGUCUAAUAUUUCAACAGUUGAUACAUCUACGUGCAGGAAAUUCAAUAUACUUAAAUCAGGAAACCGAAGAGACGCACGUGGAGGAAGCAUCAGAUGGCGUGGAUCAAGACGCCACAAAAAUAGCCGACCGUACCGGUUUAACCCGGCCUCCUGAACACAUUAUAAACAUAUGGCGGUGCUGGAAACACUAUCUGAUAUUGGGGUACUUCUUGAAAAGAAAAGAAAAUCCGGAGAAAAACUUGCAUCACAUCCCGUGUAUAAAGGAAGUGCAGGCAAUAAUCAAUGGGUUUUGCGACACAUUUCCUGAUGAUCUGUUAGAAAAAGCCAAAGAACGGCUGGUUCGCAGCGUGAAAACGAAGCGGACGUGAACCAUCAGUCAUACCAAAUGACUUCUUUCAUUUUAGUAUUGUAAGCUGACAACUUUCGCUGGAUUGCUUUGAGCUCCGGUGGCCACCGGCUAUAUGAUUAAAUCGGUGAUUUUUUAGCACAUGUUUAUAAUUACUUGUUAAUUCCGGGAUCGUUUCCUUACGAAUUUCAUUCUGCAAGGACCCAUUUCGCUGUGCACGUUUGUUACUGACCACCAAUACUUAUUUUCUGUAGCAAAUCAAGCGCUUGAGAG
Dicrocoelium dendriticum is the source of this 4294-nucleotide messenger RNA. The record is from the annotation of a GenBank genome assembly. NCBI's taxonomy places the organism in Eukaryota, Metazoa, Platyhelminthes, Trematoda, Plagiorchiida, Dicrocoeliidae.